This is a messenger RNA of Galleria mellonella (greater wax moth), 967 nucleotides long. RefSeq names its product chymotrypsin B-like. The annotation marks the transcript as partial. The record is from RefSeq and is a predicted model, not a curated record. The transcript has a single exon. Lineage: Eukaryota; Metazoa; Arthropoda; Insecta; Lepidoptera; Pyralidae. Gene Ontology annotation, molecular function: serine-type endopeptidase activity. Gene Ontology annotation, biological process: proteolysis.
GUAAAUAAUCACAAAAUUCUCAAUGUUCAUUAUCGAUUGUGUUUAAAAUGGGUUGCAGUGAUUUUUUUUACAUUGAUAAUUGUCGCCGGAUCUGAACGAGACAAACGCGUGAUCACCACACUGAAAUACUCGAGGUACUAUGUAAAACCAACCGUUGUGAAUGGGAAACCAGCGCGAGAAAACCAAUUCCCUUACUUAGUUUCUUUGAAGGAGCCCUUCCGGAGGAUUUCUAGAACUAGAAUAGAAUGGGCCAGCUUCUGUGGCGGGAGUAUUAUUAGCGAAUCAAAGGUGCUCACAGCGGCGCACUGUUUCGAAUCCUACAAUUUCUAUUAUCUUCGAAAUCCGAGACCCAUACGAGCGGUCGCCGGCAGUUUGCGUACAAAGUUGAUACAUUCUGGAGAAUCGGAAACUACUGAGAAUACACAAUGGCGUAAAAUAUCAAGAGUGAUCAUACAUAGACAGUUUCACUUCCCAUCGAAUGAUAUAGCCUUGUGUUUCGUUGAUAAAAUAUGGAUGUUCAAUAGAAACAUCGAUUAUAUUAGGACAGCGAAAUGGAGGGCGGAUUACGCGACGAAAUGCGUCGCCAGUGGAUACGGCAAGACGAACAGUAGUGUGGAUGACUCUAUUUCACCAAUAUUGCUUAUGGCAAACAUAUCUGUUCUAUCUAGGCAUACGUGUUCUAGACUAUGGGAGAUAAAUAUGGAUACCUUUAUAUGUACGGAUUCUGCGUUAAGGGACGUUGCCGAAGGCGACUCCGGGGGCCCUUUGGUGUGUCACGAGACCAUAGAUCCUGCUGAAGAAGGCGAGAUCGGAUUGUUAGUUGGUGUUGUCAGUGGUAAAAAUUUUGAUUUGACGACAUUGUUUACAAGAGUCUCGGAGUACCACGACUGGAUUGAUAGAAAUUUUGCGAGUCGUUUUCGAAGUGGUGUUUUGUAUUUUAUCAUUGUAUUGUUAGUACACUAGUAUU